Messenger RNA from Rhododendron vialii, 2505 nucleotides. Its product is annotated as zinc finger protein GIS3-like. The coding region runs from base 1742 to 2293 and encodes 183 amino acids. The record is from RefSeq and is a predicted model, not a curated record. NCBI's taxonomy places the organism in Eukaryota, Viridiplantae, Streptophyta, Magnoliopsida, Ericales, Ericaceae. Gene Ontology annotation, molecular function: DNA-binding transcription factor activity. The transcript is spliced from 2 exons.
AUAAUGUUGUACUCCUUUGAAGGAGAACAAAAAAGGGGAGUCUAUUGGGUAAAAUGAUAAUGGUAAAAUUUAUUUUUUUCUAUAAAUUAGGUCAAUGGUCUCGAAAUUGUGAUCAAAUUUCAAGCCCUAUGAUGCUUGUGAUCAGAUGGAAAUGGCAGAUGGACGUAGAAAACCGACGAUGUUUGGCAAUGAUAGCUUGUGAUAACGGGUAAUCUCUCAUUUUCGACCCCUGAGGGGAGAUUACAGGGUGCUUCUUCAUACCAUGAUGCGGUAUCGCAGCUUCUUCAAAACUACACAUUCACGCGAGAUCACGUGGGAGCGUAUGGUUUUACAUGGAUGUGUGAUUGCGGAGCGAGUUGGGCACACGGGAGUUUACGAUUGCGGAGCGAGUGGCACUGGUUUUAUAGGAAGUUGGGUACCCCAUGGCUGUAUCGGAAUGACACUGGUUUUAAAGGGAGUUGGGUACCACAUGGCGGCAUCGGAGGACCACAGGAUACUCAAACUCGGCUUUGAGUGUGUAAAUACGGACGUGUACAGGGAAACACUGGUGGGGUUAGAUACAGUGCAUGCAACUAAUGGGGGGUUUGUAAAGGUGACAAGUUGCCGUUGGGAUGUGGCUGGCGGUGGAGAUGUCAGAGAAUACAGGGGUACUAGUGCCUGUAACCCCCCAUCACUAUUUAUUUCCUUCUAGAGAGAGAUUUACUAGAUUUAUUUCCAUCACUAUUCUAAACCAGAAUUCAUGGCAUUACUGUAGAGAGAGAGGGGGGCUGAAUAUUGAGGCAACCACUACUCUGACCAAAGUGGGGGACUCUGUAUUUUACUUUCUUUCUAGACACCCAAUCCCUUCCACAUUGGCCAAUGGAGGACACAAACCAGAUGAUCAUUUAAGGCUUUAAGCUCUUCUGCCUUCCUUUAUUGAGCUGAGCCCUACUCUGUCUAAGGGAGUAGUACUACUCUACUAAUGGAAUAUGUCUUUCCUUUAGUUGGCUUGGGCAUCGUGAUUGGAGUUGGAGGGUAUUUGAGAUUCGGUAAGCUUACUUGAGGCCCCCGUGGCUGGUCGAAUUGGUUCUCGAGAUUAAUUAAAACGCGCGUAAACUGGUUCGGACACUUAUACAAAAAGCUCACUUGAGUCCCUUCCAAGGCAAUGCCCUAACAAUUUUUCUUUGACACACACUUGUAUGAAGUCUGUUCUUUGAUUUUUUUUUAACAAAUUGAGGUACAAGACAACGGUGUCUUUGAACAAGGAAGGAACUAGUUUGCUCAGUAGACUAAUGGGAUGCAGAAAAGGAAAACUCUUUAAUUGGGGGGUGGGCAGGGGGAAAGAAUUGAGAGAAACUCCUGCAAAGAAAACCCAAGUGCCCAUGAAGCAGAUAAACUGUCAGAGAGAGAGAGUGAGGAAGACACAAAAAGAUUCCCAUUUUUUCCUUCCAAAUUCCAAUCCAUACAUCUCUGAUCUUUGUCUCAGCACAUCCAUAACUCUCUCUCUCUCUCUCUCUCUCUCUCUCUCUCUCUUAUCUCUUCUGUUUCCAAGCCCAUACACUCUCUUGCAUCCAACACACUUUCCAAUACUAAAUUAGAUGCACCUACACCCUCUUCACAUUUCCCAACUCUUGAAAACUUAGUUCUGAACUCCCUCUCCUUGCCUCUUCCCAUCAAAUCAAAAGCCAAAGUUCAAAGUCUCUAAAUUUGGUUCUCCUGUUCUACUCCCCUGCCAUUCUGUCAAGCAACUCCUUUUGAAGAUAUGGAACAUGAAGAUAACAUUGUUGCGACAAGCAAUGCAGAAGAUGGCGCAACAAGAUCAUUUCCUUGUUUAUUUUGUUCAAGGAAGUUUCACAGUUCGCAAGCUCUGGGAGGGCAUCAAAAUGCUCACAAGAAAGAGAGAAACGCGGCUAGAAAAGCUAAAAGGGCUUCCGACUACGCAAUGAACGCUUUCUCUUCAUUCCCACCGCAACCCCCACUUAUUUUCGCCCCGAACCACCCUCUUGGACUUUUCAGUCCUUCGCUCUACAUUACGGCUCACGCGGCUAGCCUUGGCCAUCUUUCGGGCCAACAGUUUCCGGAUGGGUUCGGAUCAAAUGGUGCAACUCGGUUUGAGAAUGUCAUGUUAUGCCGGGGAAACUACCUGAGCAAUCCUUACGGUCUGUUAGAUCGAGAUGAUUGGCAGAGGAGUGCACGGUGUGGUGGUUUCGAUGGCGCGUCCUCUCAGUAUCUAUCGGCAAAUAAUCUGGAUUAUGACCCGGAGAGUGAUCAUGGUGACAGGAAUCAAAAUCUCGAUUUGACACUCCAUUUAUAGAAAUGAAAACGUGGUCGGCCUGUUUUCCCCCCUUUUUUGGCUGGUAAUAAAGGGAUUAUACCAUGGCCUUCCACUCUUCGGUUUUGUAAGCAACCUAGCUAGUUAGCUUUUGGACAAUAAUGUUUUACUUUCUGGUAGAGAAAGUUGGUGAUGUGUUGAAGAAAGUAGACAAUUUACUAUAUUUUUGAAAUGAUUAAUUGAGUUAUAAACUU